Molecule: messenger RNA, 1035 nt
Organism: Sclerotinia borealis F-4128
Lineage: Eukaryota; Fungi; Ascomycota; Leotiomycetes; Helotiales; Sclerotiniaceae
Source: the annotation of a GenBank genome assembly
AUGCACCCACCACCACCAUCUAUAUUCUCAGAUCCAUCCCACCGCGCACAUAAACCCAAAACUUCUCCCAGUUCCUCCACCUCCACCUCCACCCCCCAAACCAAGAAUCAGAAUCAGAAUCACAAUCAAAAUAACCCACCCAAACGACCACCAGUAUCCAAACACAAAGCCCAGAUCCCACGCCUCCGACACUUCAAUCCAGACCUAGAAACUCAAACUCUAGAGCGAAGAACCCAAGGGCUAUUCAUGGAUCAGGCGAGUCUCAACUUCAAUCUCUUCAGCCGCUUGCAAAAGCCUGCACCACAGACUUCACCGCAGAGUUUGCAUUUCGUACCGGGUCCGCUGCAACAUCCUUAUGCUCAUCUUGUUCUGUCCACAUCUACAUCCACAUCCACAUCCAUAUCGCGGGUUUUCGCUGCUAAUACUACUCAGGUUGUUGCGACGAAUGAUGGCGAUGGCGAUGUUGAGGAUGUGGAGAUGAGGGAUGCGCCGGAUAUCAAUAUUUUCGAGUCGGGUGUUGUCACGGAGAAAACUGAAGAUCGAGAUAAAGAUGAAGAUGAAGAGGAAGAUAAAGAAUCAGGCACUUUCACUCCACCUACUACCAUCUCUUACAGCCCAACCCCUGCAUUACAUCCCUCAAAGAAAUCCCAUUUAUCUCAUUCAUAUCCAUCCUCCCUAUCUCCAUCAGCCCCAAACCAAACAACCAAAAACCCACUGCACCCCCUCCUCCAAACCAGCACCACCACCACCACCAGAGAGCAAAUCUCACUCGAACUCUCUCUCCUCAUAAUAACCAAACACAACGAGUUAAGACUCAUCCACUCAGAACUAGCACUUGCACAAAUCAUGCUCGAACAAUUGCGACGCGCGCAUUUGGUGCCUCACGUCUAUGUCAUUGAUGAGAAGGGGGAGGUUCGUGCGCAUAGGCCUGUUGUGGAGAAGGAGGUGGAGGAUUUGAAGAAGGAGGAAGGAAGGAAAAGGGGAACUAGGACUGGGUUGAGGAGUAGUAGCAGGAUUAAGUGUGCUAAGAGGUGA